CUUUCUUUCUUUAUUUAUUUUUUCUUAUAGACAAAGUUUUGGAGUUUAAAGUUUCCUAGAAAAUGUUAGCAAACCGGCUCUGCUCGCAAGUUUCAGUCAGGUCGACGUCAGUGACCGGUUGUCUUCAUACCGGCGGUCGGUGGCUCUCCGGAUAAAACGGAGAUUCUGUUCGUUCGCGCGGUCAAGGGCACGGCCCGAGGGGAAAGCCUGCAUUAUGCUAAGAGUGGUCACCAGCACCAGAUAUCGUCACAGUCCUGAUUAUUGGCCUUGGAGCAGUUUUCUACUGAGACAGUGAUGAUGAUGGUGGAACUGAGGAAGUUCCAACAGAUUGAGCCCACAGGAAACUGAGAAACGAGUCUUUGAAAACAAAACAGAAAGGUGGUUGCCUAAGUGAUGGAUGGAGGUUUGUCAGAGGGUGCGGAACCCAGGCUGGGAGGAGAGGAGGGAGAGGUGCCCGCGGAAGAGACGCCCCCCAUGGACAUUGUGGCCACGCCUACAGUGGAGAGCACAGCCACAGAGACAGGGCCUGACAGCGCCAGCAGUCCUACCCCCACCCCCGCGACCUCUGACCCCCCCAGGGUCCCCACGGUCGAUGAUGACGAUGUGCUGCUGGUGGAGGCCCCGCCCUCCAGCAAAGAUCCAGGCCCCACUCCCACACCCGCACCCCAAACUGAUGCCCCCACAGAAGCCCCUUCACCUAAACCCACGGACUCUGCUGAGGAGAGCACCACGGCGGCCUCUACCACACACACCCCCACCAAGACCCCAACUCCCCCUCCCUCUCCCCCUCCACCCUCUACCUCUCCCUCUCCUAACUCCUCCACUCCACCUGAUUCCACAGCACCAGGUAAACGCCAAGGGGAGCCUAUUGUGAUCGACGACGAGGAAGACUCCGCAGAGCGGAAGAACUCCUCCUCAGCUCUGAGCAGCACAGAGCCUGAUUCAGAGAUCAAGAUCGCCAAUGUCACCACCCUGGGCGUGACCUCUGCCGCCAGCUCUGUCCCACCCCUCAAUGAUGAGGCCACCCCCACUUCUGCUGUCGCCACAGCAACCGUGGAGGAGCCGGCUGGGGGACCCACGCAGGGGGACAUGAACUUGAAGAUCACUAGCGUGACGUCGCUGCAGAAGGGCGGGGCUGGGGCAGGGUCGGGGGAGGAGAACGGUCUGCAGAUCAGUGGGACCUUCAGUCUGAACCCCGAGGCACAGGGCACCCCCUCUGAUCUCUCCACCUCCAAGACCCCCACAUUCAACCCUGGCCGAGUUAGCACAGCCCACGAACCAGUCCAGAAUGGGGAGACCAGCACACUGCAGAGACCUGAUUCCUGCAUAUCCCAGUCAGCUUCUUUCCCUCGGAACCAGAAGCAGCCGGGAGUGGACUCCCCAGCUCCAGCCGCCUCCCUGCCCAAACCGGUAGCCUCCUCCUCAGGCUCGGCCCCUCAGCCGGGCCCCAGGACUGUGAAGGUCACGUGCGCCAACUGCAGGAAACCCCUGAAGAAGGGACAGACCGCCUACCAGCGCAAAGGCUCCGCCCACCUCUUCUGCUCUACCACCUGCCUCUCCUCCUUCUCCCACAAGCCCGCCCCCAAGAAGAACUGUACCAUGUGCAAGAAGGACAUCACCAGCAUGAAAGGCACCAUCGUGGCUCAGGUGGACUCCAGUGAGACGUUCCAGGAGUUCUGCAGCACAGGCUGCCUGGCAUCCUAUGAGAGCAAGCAGAACCCGCCCAAAACGGCCGUCCGGACCAAGUGCACCGUGUGCGGGAAGAUGACCGAGAUUCGGCACGAGGUCAGCUUCAAGAAUGUCACCCACAAGAUCUGCAGCGACAUGUGCUUCAACCGCUACCGCAUGGCUAACGGGCUAAUCAUGAACUGCUGUGAGCAGUGCGGGGACUACCUGCCCAGCAAGGCCUCCGCCAACCACUUCCUGGUGAUUGACGGCCAGCAGAAGCGCUUCUGCUCCCAGAACUGCGUCAGGGACUACAAGCAGACUCAUGGGAAGAUGACUCACUGCACCGGGUGCCGCGCCGCGUGCCGCUCGUUCGACGUGACGCACUGCAUCGGGCCCAGCGGCGCCAUGGAGCCGUACUGCUCCACUGCCUGCAUGGCCAAGAACAAGAGCACUAGCAACGUAGUCAGCGCCAUCACCAACACCGUCAAGCAAGAGAUCCAACCAGUCCCACCAGCCAACCAGCCCACCCAGUGCUGUGCAGCAGAGCCCACUUGUCAUUUCUGUAAGAGGAGUUCCCUGCCACAGUACCAGGCUACGCUCCCUGAGGGCACUGUCUAUAACUUCUGCAGCUCCAGCUGUGUAACUAAGUUCCAGAGUGCAAACAUGCAGACCCUGAAUGGGCAGACCGUGGCCUCCGCGCCCAGCGGAGUUCAGCUGAAAUGCAACUACUGCCGGGGUGCCUUCAGCCUAAAGCCUCAGGUCCUGGAGUGGGAGAAUAAAGUGUAUCAGUUCUGCAGCAAGACCUGCUGCGACGAUUACAAGAAGCUGCACUGCAUCGUGACCUUCUGCGAGUACUGCCAGGAGGAGAGGACGCUGCACGAGACCGUCAGCUUCUCAGGGGUCAAGAGGCCUUUCUGCAGUGAGGGCUGCAAGCUGCUGUACAAGCAGGACUUUGCGCGGCGACUGGGUCUGAAGUGCGUCACGUGCAACUACUGCACCCAGAUGUGCAAGAGAGGCGUGACCAAGCAGGUGGACGAUGUGCAGCGGGACUUCUGCAGUGAGGCCUGUGCAAAAAAGUUCAACGACUGGUACUACAAAGCAUUGCGCUGUGACUGCUGUAAGCUGCAGGGGAACCUGACGGAGUCGGUGCAGUGGAGAGCCGAGAUGAAGCACUUCUGUGACCAGCAGUGUCUCCUGCGUUUCUACUGCCAGCAAAACCAACCCAACCUCUGCACUCAAAAGGGCCCUGAGAACAUGGCCCUGGGGUAUGGAGCACAGCUGACAGCAGCCAAAACCACGAUAUUUAACCAGGCGGUUGUGUCAUCAUUUGCUGGAGGGAUGUUGAAAGAUGUGAAGAACAAGGCGGUGCUCUGCAAACCCCUCACCAUGACCAAGGCCACAUACUGCAAACCACACAUGCAGAGCAAGCACUGCCAGACAGAGGAGUUGGUGAAGAAGGAGUAUGUUCCCGUCCCCAUCCCUGUCCCAGUUUACGUUCCUGUGCCCAUGAACCUGUACACACAGGCCACGCCCACUUCUGUCACACUACCUGUCCCGGUGCCCGUGCCAGUGUUCUUGCCCACCACCCUGAGCAACGCGGAGCAGAUCCUGCACACCAUCUCUGAGCUGAAGACCAAAGUCCCUGCUGACCCUCUGGAGGCAGACCUGCUCACCAUGGCCGAGAUGAUCGCAGAGGCCGACGAUGAGAAACCCAACCUCACAGGUGUGAAACGUGAACGUGUGGAAAAAGAGGACAUAAAGAGUGAGAGUGAGGAAGAGGAGGGGCAGGAAGGAGCAGAUAACUCCUACCAACACGAAUUGGACCUGGAGGAGGACUUCCCCCAAGCUCCUGUUCUGCUCCCUGCCGUUGAGGGUUUGGAGACUGAAAUGGGACUUGCCCUGCCUUUGGGUCCGGAGGCAAUUAAAGAGGAGAAGCCUCGGCCCUCGGUCAGAAAGAAAGGACACAAGAGGAGGGCAGUGGAGAGGGAUGCCCCAUCAGACCCCACACCUGAAGCCCUACCAGAGGGAGAAGGAAAUCCCUGUUCCUUCCCCCUAAAGGCCAGGUAUGGGCUGAACGCCUGGAGGAGAUGGGUUCUGACCUCAACUGAAAAACCCCUGGAUGAAAAAGGCAAGGAUCAGUUGAGGGUUAAGCCGGUACGGUUGAAGAGGAGCUUGCUGUCCCUUAGCGUGGCGGAGCUGAACUGCGGCCUCGCCCGUUUCGUUAGUGAGGUGCGCCGGCCUAAUGGGGAGAGCUACGCACCCGACAGCAUCUUCUAUCUCUGCCUAGGCAUCCAGCAGCAUCUGCGUGACAAUGGAAGAACAGAUGACAUCUUCAGUGACCCCGCCUACCACCGCUUUGGACAGGAACUAAACAAAGUCUUGAAGGGCUGGCAGCCUACUGUUCUUCCUGAUGGCUCCCUCUGGGGUCGGGUGGAGGAGCAGGCCCUGUGGAGCUGCAGCCAGCUGGGCCAGGACUCCCCCGCCGCCCUGCUGCGCUCUCUGGUCUACCUCAACACCAAGUACUUGGGCCUGAGGACCGUGGAGCAGCACCUACGCCUCUCCUUCAGCAACGUCUAUGGCCUUCGCAAAAUGAACCCCUACACCAAGGAGCUCUCCAUCUGCCUCCGCAUACCUUCCAUCUCACCGGAACAGCAAGUAAAACCAGGGACAAGGAAGAGAAAACGCAAAGAGGAAGACGAUGAUCCAGACUAUUCCCCAGACAAUGACUCAGGGAGCUGUCCGGUGAAGAAGAAUGAGUGUCUUUUAUAUGAGCUCUACCUCUCCAAGUGCCCAGCAGCUCUGAAGCACAGGACGGAUGUGUUCUACAUGAAACCAGAAAUCUCCAGCAGUUCAGAUAGCCCCCUCUGGUACAGCUCCACCCCCUUAGGGAACACCGCCCUGGAGAGCAUCCUCACCCGAAUCCUGCUGAUUAAGGAUAUCUACAACAGACGGGACCCUUUGGAGGAGGAGGGGGAGGAAGAAGAAGAGAGGGAGGAGGAAGAGGCCAAGGACAGCAAAGAAUAGCAUCAGCCCCUCUCCUCCUUCUGGGAGCUCAAUCUCAGCAGUACUGCACAAUGCUCCCCGCUAUUUAACCUCCAGCAAACUGAUAUCCAAUCAGUGCUAAACCAGCAGCUGUCGGGGUUGGGAGGAAGGUCGGUCUCUCUCUCUCUCUCUCUCUCUCUCUCUCUCUCUCUCGUGCAGUGGAGUGGGGUGGAACUUGACAGUUUAUGGCUGUUGUUUUUUUUUUUUGUUCCUUCACCCUCCCCUUCUUCUUCAGCUUUGGGCAAAUGCAGACCCCUGAUGUAGCAUCUGUCACUACGCCCGAUUGGAGGAACUUUGUGUGUGUAAAUACUUUGGGAAAAGGGAGGAGGAAAGCGGAAGUGGUUUGAUGCUGAGACUCUUAAAUUCUCGUUUAUAAAGGCCCUUUAUUUAUUACUGAUUGGUUUGGAUUUUUUGGAGGCUGGGGUUUCCCAGAAUGCCCCAUGGGACGUAGCAUCUGAGUGGGAAUGUGCCAUGUGUACCUUUUCUUUCCUCCUAUGAACAUUAAACCUGCAGCUACUGUAAACUACAGCC
Molecule: messenger RNA, 5241 nt
Organism: Anguilla anguilla (European eel)
Lineage: Eukaryota; Metazoa; Chordata; Actinopteri; Anguilliformes; Anguillidae
Product: zinc finger MYM-type protein 2-like
Exons: 25
Coding region: 394-4692 (1432 amino acids)
Molecular function (GO): zinc ion binding
Source: RefSeq, a predicted model, not a curated record